AUGCCCCCCGCAUCCGCAGUUAUACCCAUCGUCGACCUCUCCGGUCCCCAAGCAGACGUGGCAAAGCAACUAGUCGACGCCGCCGCCGACCAUGGCUUCAUCUACAUCCGAAACCUCGGCCACGACAUACCCGUAGCCAGCAUUGACGAAGCAUUUGCCCUGUCCGAGAAGCUGUUCAGCGCACCGUCAGACGAAAAGCAAGCAUGCUCCAUCCAAACCAACAAUCGAGGAUGGGUAGGCAUGCAUGCCGAGACACUGGACCCCCAGAACCAAAAGGUGGGAGAUUUCAAAGAAGCCUUCAACUUUGGCGAGUUCAUAAACAGCAAGGCCCAGCAGCCCAUACCGCCCACCGUCGCCGCCGACGAAGGCCGUUUCUCUGCCUUUGCCGACCUCUGCCGCGCUCUGUCUCUCAAAAUCCUCACCCUCCUAGGCCAGGGCCUCCAAGUGGACGACUUCUUCACCUCUGCACACUUCAGAUCGCCCUCGGGGAGCGGCAGCACCCUCCGCUUCCUCCGCUACCCCCCGCCGUCAAGCACAUCCCACGCCGCCGAGGACGUCCGCGCCGGCGCCCACUCCGACUACGGCUCCAUCACCCUCCUCUUCCGCCUCAAGGGCCAGGCUGGUCUGGAAAUCCUCAAAAAGGACGGAACAUGGGCGCCUGUCCCUGUCUCGCCGCCGGGCACCGAGAACGAUGCCAGUCCUCCCAUCCUAGUCAACAUUGGCGACUUGUUGUCGUAUUGGACCAACGGGCUCUUCAGGAGCACCGUCCACAGAGUGGUCUUCCCUACGAAUGGCGCAGACGGGGUCGACGGCGAGAGCAGCAGCGAGCCGCGAUACUCGAUCGCCUUCUUUUGCCAGCCCAUGGACGAUGUCUUGCUGGAGCCCGUGCCGAGUGAGCGAGUGAGGAGUUUCGUCGAGGACGGUGUAGUGAAGAAUCCCUAUGCCGAGAGAAAAGUCGUGACGGCACGGCAGCACCUGUUCAUGAGGUUGAGAGAGACCUACGGCACGUUGUAUGAGGACGAGAAGGAUUGA
Molecule: messenger RNA, 1032 nt
Organism: Metarhizium album ARSEF 1941
Lineage: Eukaryota; Fungi; Ascomycota; Sordariomycetes; Hypocreales; Clavicipitaceae
Product: Oxoglutarate/iron-dependent oxygenase
Exons: 5
Coding region: 1-1032 (343 amino acids)
Molecular function (GO): dioxygenase activity
Source: RefSeq, a predicted model, not a curated record